AUGUCCGGCCAGUCCAUCGUUUGCGAACGGCGGCGCAACAGCCGCUCCGUCGACGACCAGUGUGGUUUUGCUUCCGGAUCGCAUGAUGUGGGUGAUGGAGAUGCCGAGAGCAACAAACCGCGUCGCGCGUUUGAGUCUGCGCGGCAUGACGCGUGGGUAGACAGCGAAGCCGCCGCUGUCAAAAAGCAGUCGCGCCCUCCAAGUCGGACAGCGUCAGCGGCGGAGAAGAUGGGGACGGAGGUGACGAGGGCAGAGCCAAGCCUACGGUUCGGACAUCAGUUUUUCUCAGAAGAGCUUGCGCCGUGCCGAACUGCGUAUUUUAAACUUCUUGCCCGCGCGACUAUUCUUGUCCUCAUACUCACCUGGGCCUGCUUGCCUAUAUACUGGGGCUCGCUAUCUGCAUCCGCGGAUCUGACGGGCAAUCUCGAGACUUGGGUCCUCGAUCGUGAUCAGGCUAGGAUCGGCGACUCCCUCUCGGCUGCCGCUCUCUCUGCACCCACCAGCGGACCAGGAGCACUGUGGUGGCGUGUGGUCAACGCCUCCCAUUUUCCGACCGAACAAGACGUGAUAGACGCUGUUGUCAGCGAGCGUACUUGGCUUGCUAUCGUGGUGAACAAUAAUGCGACGGACAACUUGACCCAGGCACGGGCAGUAGGAAACGUAUCUUACGACCCUACAAGUGCCAUAACCGUCUAUUACGCUCAGGCUCGCAAUGAACUUGCGACGGGAACGUACCUUCUCCCUAUUGCAACGAGUUUCCUUUCAAACUUCACGCAAAACUAUGCCACCAACUCGGCGCAGCGAUUCUUUGCAGCCAUUGUCUCGCAGAAUGGGACUGUCAACCAGACGGCGUUAAGUUUCAUCGCACAAGCUCCGCAGACGAUUAGUCCUGCCGUGAGUUUCACUGUGGUCAAUCUUCGACCAUAUACGACGCCCGUUGCUCAGGCAGUGCUCCUCGUUGGACAAAUAUAUCUCUGCAUCUUCGCGUUCAUAAUGGUAAUGGCCCACUCCGCCGCCCGAGCGAAAGUCGAACAAUGGCUCACCUUCCCUUCUUACCUCACGCUCCGGAUCAUAGUCCCUCUCAUUCUCUACAUCCCACUAAGUCUCAGCUACGCCCUAGUUAACCUCGCCUUCCGUCUGCCGUUCGGCACACAUUUCAGUUAUGGUGCCGGCUUCCUUGCGUUCUUCGGCUAUCUCUACCUUGGCAUGGCUUCCCUCGGCCUUGCCCUCGAAGCUAUGAUCACUGUUCUCAAGCCGAAGUUCGUGCCGAUUUUCUUGGUACUUCUCAUUAUCGUGAACAUCUCAACCGCCGCACUCCCACCUGACCUUCAACCACAGCUCUAUGCAUAUGGAGCUGGGUUUCAAUUUUGGAAUAUGCAACAAGCCAUCCGAACCCUACUCUUCAACACCUACUCCCACCUCCCAAAGAACGCGGGUAUCCUCAUCUCGUGGAUCCUCAUCUCGGUCGGCACGACUGCGCUGUUUACGUGGCUGGUGAGAUAUAGGGAGGUGAGACGGAUGCAUCGGGAGGCGAGACGAGAUGCUGAGAACGUCAAGGGUAGCAGUAAUGGAAAAGGCAAGGGCAGGGGUAUUGAUGUGGGGAACGGUAAAGCAGAGAAAGCGAGGGACUUCGAUGAUACGAGUAGUGAGAAAGGGAAGAGUGGGAGUACCGCGUUGGAGAGGUGGGAGGACGUGAAGGUACAAACUCGGUCGAAGUCAAAGUCGAAGUCGAACACUCCGAGAUCGAGUCGACCUGGUUCUACGACCUCGCGAAAGGAUUGGAGCGAUCGAGAUAGGGCUUACAAGGAGAAAGAUAGUUACGUUGAGGUGGACGUUGUACCCACCAGACCUUGA
This is a messenger RNA of Fomitiporia mediterranea MF3/22, 1854 nucleotides long. RefSeq lists its product as uncharacterized. Gene Ontology annotation, cellular component: membrane. The transcript has 9 exons. The record is from RefSeq and is a predicted model, not a curated record. Lineage: Eukaryota; Fungi; Basidiomycota; Agaricomycetes; Hymenochaetales; Hymenochaetaceae. Bases 1 to 1854 code for a protein of 617 amino acids.